This is a messenger RNA of Acanthosepion pharaonis, 657 nucleotides long. The record is from the annotation of a GenBank genome assembly. Lineage: Eukaryota; Metazoa; Mollusca; Cephalopoda; Sepiida; Sepiidae.
AUGAAAUUCCUGGUGGACACAGGUGCGGCCAUCAGCGUGGUACCCCUUCAGAACGACCACACCGCUAAGCCCACCCUGAUCAAACUACGAGCAGCGAAUGGUUCCGCGAUAGACACAUACGGAGAAAGGACCCUUACUCUGAAUAUCGGCAUGCGACGCGAUUUCGCGGACAUUUACCGUGGCCGACGUGAAGGUACCCCUACACGUCAAGGCUCCACAGGAAUCAGCGUCGCAACAUGCCAUGGUCGCGAGUACUUAGAUCUCCUGACGCAGUUCACGGAUAUAACGCUGCCACUCCAAACGUUUUCAAAACCAACAUCUCCUUUCGUCGAGGAACUCCGCCACAAAAUGGCCCGGCUUAAAUAUGCAACUCCGCGACAGCAACCGGUGAAUUCGUACAUCCCUCAACACUUGCGAGAUUGCAAAUUCGUUCUUCGACGCACCGACAAGCACCUUACGAUCAAGCGCGCCAACUCGACCGACACCAUCGCAAUCGAUCGGACCAAGCCUGCUUUUCUGGAGAAGCGACAGUAUGACGCAAACCCGGCUCUGCGGCCCCUAAUGCUAUUCAGCGCACCCAACAGACGCAGCAGACGCAGCACCGCAGACAUCAAACGACACCCCAGCGACUCCUGUGCGGCAGACCCGAUCCGGUAG